This is a messenger RNA of Plasmodium malariae, 2259 nucleotides long. Its product is annotated as conserved Plasmodium protein, unknown function. NCBI's taxonomy places the organism in Eukaryota, Apicomplexa, Aconoidasida, Haemosporida, Plasmodiidae. The transcript has a single exon. The record is from RefSeq and is a predicted model, not a curated record. Bases 1 to 2259 code for a protein of 752 amino acids.
AUGGACUGUACUUCCAUCCAGAGCUGCUCUUCCCACGAAGCCAAACCCCUAAAUGAAAAAAAAAAAAAAAUGGGGUUUGUAAAGGCAGAGGAGUUCAUGAAUCACUACAUGAGAGUGAACCGAGAAAUAAAAGAGUUAUCAAAUAGGAAAAAUGAAGAAUUCAAAUUUAAUAUAUUUAUAUUUUAUUCUAACAAUAUUGACUCAAUAUGUACAGAACAUAUAUUACAUUUUCAUAAAAAUUUAAAAAAAGAUAUUAACAUAUUCAGUUAUGCUAUAGAAAAAAAAGAAGAUAUGACAAAAUUUUUUAAAAAAUAUGAUGAUAUAUAUUCCAAAAAUAAAGAAUAUUACAGAGAUUAUUUCUUUGCAGUAAUAUUAAUAGGUAUAUGUUGUCACAUAAACACAGAUAUUAGUAUUUAUGAGUCUAUUGAAAACUUUUUUAGUAAAAUAUUAGGAAGGAAUUACUUGGAUUAUUUGAAGUUUUUCGUUAUAGAUAAUAAGAGACCUUUUCAUGAAAUUUUUGCAAACAGUGAUAAAUGGGACUUGGUACUGAACGAGGCAGAGCUCAAUGAAAUUAUGAGUAUAUACAGUAGAAGUGAGAAAGACGGGGGGAGAGGCGGCGAAAGAGAUGAAAGAAGUGGAGAUGUACAAGAUGAUACGCGUGGAGAUGUACAAGAAGAUACGCGUGGAGAUGUACAAGAAGAUACGCGUGGAGAUGUACAAGAAGAUACGCGUGGAGAUGUACGAGGGAAUGGACGGCGAGGUGGAUGUGAGUACCCGUUCCCUAUCUACGAUGAGAAUGCUAAGCGGAAAGGGAAGGGGAGGAACGUCCCUUCGAGGCUAUAUGAUCAUAGUGCAAUAAUUAAAGAAGAAAACAAGUGCCUAUGCUUGAUGAUAUAUCCCUUCGUACAAUGCGUAAGUGAAGACGAUUCUUCCGCCAUAAUUUUUAUCUGUAGUAUAUCACUCAUAUCAUAUUUAAAGACGGAUCAAAUAACAUAUGACUAUUAUAACAAAGAAAUAAAGAAUUUACAUGAAGAUUCAUUAAACAUAUCUAAUGGACAUUUCAUUUCCUUUGAUUCGGAAAGGGGAUUACUACCCAUGUUAUCAUUUAUCUCGUUAAAUGAAUCACUAGAAAUUGAUGAAAGGAUAUAUAUAUACGAUCAUAAAAAUGUAAAGAAUACUUUCAAUCAAAUAAGAGCAAUGUGUCAUAUCGAAAUAAAAGAAUUUACUGGUAAUUUUAGACAAUUAGAUUUAAAAAAACAAAAUGAAAUAUUAGUAAAACUAAAAAAUUUUAUAAAAAUUAUAAAACCAAUGAAUACUUUAGGAUGGAAGAGAAGAACUUAUGUACUUUACAAUAGUGAUAGUUUCUAUUUUAUGAUCAUACUUAUACAUAUAUAUAUUAAUAGAGUAAAAAAAAUGGAUACAUAUUUAUAUAAUUGUCUCAAAACAUCCGAUUUCUUAUUUAAUAUUUUUAAAGAUAGACUGAAACAAUGUGAAAUCUAUGAUAAACUUAUUGAAAAACAUUUACAUCGAAAUGCAGCUAGCUACUUAAGUAUAUUAAUUAAAAAAAUUAUGGAGAGUAAUAAAAAAUCUAUUACUAUUACUUCUGCUUUUAAAAUCUAUAUGAACAUUUUCCAAACAGCCAAAAAUUCCUAUAAUCAUUCUUUUGAAUUGAAGUUUAUUUCUAAUAUGUUCUCUUCAUUCCAAUCCUACUGCAAUGACAAAUAUAAAACUUAUCACCUCCUUGUUUGUCACAUCACUGACUCUGAUGAAACUAUUAUUUAUGGCUUUACACCUUUAAAUAAAAAAGACUAUUGGCCUAUUAUUUUUUCCAAAAUUGCGUACUCCAAUGCAGAACAGAUUGAUUAUGAUACUCUUGCCGAUGUUAACACAAUCAGACUUAGAAGAAACGACUUGAAGUUCAUACUCGACGAGAUCAAGGAAGUCUUCAGGGGGAUCAUCAAGCAUGAGCACAAGCGCGAAAUAACCCAGGAUGCUAGCACCACCGAGGAGGAAGUAGACGAAGCGGGGGAAAAGGACGAAGCGGAGGAAGAAGACAAAGCGGGGGAAAUGGACGAAGAGGAGGAAGUAAACGAAGAGGAAGAAGUAGACGAAGCGGAAGAAGUAGACGAAGCGGAGGAAGUAGACGAAGCGGAGGAAGUAGACGAAGUGGAGGAAGUAGACGAAGCGGAGGAAGUAGACGAAGCGGAGGAAGAAGACGAAGUGGAAAAAGUGGAGGACGUGGACGAAAGGAGCCUGUAA